This is a messenger RNA of Cercocebus atys (sooty mangabey), 882 nucleotides long. Its product is annotated as high mobility group protein B3-like. The coding region runs from base 89 to 712 and encodes 207 amino acids. Gene Ontology annotation, molecular function: DNA binding, bending. Lineage: Eukaryota; Metazoa; Chordata; Mammalia; Primates; Cercopithecidae. The transcript is spliced from 2 exons. The record is from RefSeq and is a predicted model, not a curated record. Gene Ontology annotation, biological process: regulation of transcription by RNA polymerase II.
CUCGUGGAGGCAGCUAGCGUGAGGCUAGGGAGCACUGAGCCGCGCCUCAUGCCCUGCGCUACCCAGACUAGUGAACAAUACAGUCAGGAUGGCUAAAGGUGACCCCAAGAAACCAAAGGGCAAGGUGUCUACUUAUGCUUUCUCUGUGCAGACAUGCUGCAAAGAACAUAAGAAGAAAAACCCGGAGGUCCCUGUCAAUUUUGCAGAAUUUUCCAAGAAGUACUCUGGGAGGUGGAAGACAAUAUCCAGGAAAGAGAAAUUUAAAUUUGACGAAAUGGCAAAGGCAGAUAAAGUGCUCUAUGAUCGGGAAAUGAAGGAUCAUGGACCAGCCAAGGGAGGCAAGAGGAAGAAGGACCCUAAUGCCCCCAAAAGGCCACCGUCUGGAUUCUUCCUGUUCUCUUCAGAAUUCUGCCCCAGGAUCAAAUCCACAAACCCCGGCAUCUCUAUUGGAGACGUGGCAAAAAAGCUGGGUGAAAUGUGGAAGAACUUAAAUGACAGUGAAAAGCAGCCUGACAUCACUAAGGCGGCAAAGCUGAAGGAGAAGUAUGAGAAGGAUGUUGCUGACUGUAAGUUGAAAGGAAAGUUUGAUGGCACAAAGGGUUCAGCUAAAGUUGUGCGGAAAAAGGUGGAAGAGGAAGAUGAAGACGAGGAGGAAGAAGAGAAGGAGGAGGAUGAGGAUGAACAAACAAACUGUUUAUCUGUCUCCUUGUGAAUACUUAGAGUAGGGGAGCGCCGUACUCAACAUCUCUCUUAUUUGAGAAGUAUCUGUUGCCCUCAUUAGGUUUAAUUACAAAAUUUGAUCACGAUCGUAUUGUAGUUCCUCAAAGUGCUUUAGAAAUUGUCAGUGGUGGCCGGGCGCGGUGGCUCAAGCCUGUAAUCCCA